CUGAAUGUGUUUGCCUGGUAUUGGAGGAGGCUGUGUCUGCACCGCCCCGUCAGUGCGUGUUGUGGGGAUCGUCAAGCUCAUGCUGCGCCCGGAGUGGUCCUCUCUCAAACCCACGCAUAGUGAAUGUACACACAUACAUUGGGACACUGAAACGAGGCAGGCCUGGAAGAUCGGGGCGUUUCAAUUAGCGCUCCUCUGACGGAUCCCUGGCGUGGACAUUUUUAAUUUUUCAUCACAGCCUGGUUGGAUUUUCCUCAUGUGGCUUUUUUUGCGCAUAGCGCCCGGACGCUGCUGAGGUGUGUUGAAGCGAUUGAGCCAUUUCGGAAAUGAAGAUUAAGGCUCGGUGAAUGGGAAACACCACAGCAGAGACACCGCUACCUUUCCUCCAUCCUGACAAACAGACUCACCCUUCCAUUGGCGAGAUUUGCGCUCCCGAGACCGGAGCCGGUAUCGGCGCUCUGCGGGGCCGGGCGCGCGUCGUCUGGGAGGUGUAGGGAGGAUGGAGGCGUUUUUUGCAGAGGGGGCCCGUGUGUGGGUCAGAGAAAAGGAGCAGCUGGUCCCUGCCACAGUCAACUCCUGUGGAGAUGGAACUCUUGUUGUCACAACCGACUAUGGAGAGGUGUUGUACUUGCAGCAGGCCGAGGUUACCAGGGAGCGGGUGUAUGCUAUGCACCAGUCCAGCAUCGAUGGGGUGGAGGACAUGUCAGCGCUGGCUGAGCUGCACGAGGCUGCCAUCAUGCACAACCUGUACCAGCGCUACCAGAAGGAUAACAUCUAUACUAAUAUUGGCAGCAUCUUGGCAGCUGUGAACCCCUACAAGCAGAUCACAGGCCUGUAUGACCCAGAGAGGGUGGACCUUUACUCCAAGCACCAUCUGGGGGAGCUCCCUCCACACAUCUUUGCCGUGGCGAAUGAGUGCUACCGUUGCAUCUGGAAGCGGCAUGACAGUCAGUGUGUCCUCAUCAGUGGCGAAUCAGGGGCAGGGAAGACGGAGAGCACUAAACUAUUGCUUCAGUUCCUGUCAGUGAUGAGCCAGAACUCAUCCGGGACUCCUCCUUCAGAGAAAAGUACACGAGUUGAGCAAGCCAUCGUACAGAGCAGUCCAAUUAUGGAAGCAUUUGGUAACGCUAAGACUGUUUACAACAACAACUCCAGUCGGUUUGGGAAAUUCAUCCAACUUCACUUCUCUGAGGGCGGCAACAUCCAGGGAGGCUGCGUCAUUGACUAUUUACUCGAGAAGAACCGAGUGGUACGACAAAACCCUGGAGAACGAAACUACCACAUCUUUUACGCGUUGCUGGCGGGAGCUAACAAGGAGCAUAAAAGCCUCUACUUCCUGGAAGACCCUCCAGAAUCUUUCCACUACCUCAGCCAAUCAGGAUGUCUGAAAGACAAGAGCCUGAAUGACAAAGAACUGUUUAACAGUGUUAUGGAGGCGCUGAAGGUGUUAGAGUUCACAGAAGAUGAGAUCAGAGACAUGUUUAAGCUCUUGUCAGGAGUCUUACAGCUGGGAAACAUUGAGUUCAUGACUGCCGGAGGAGCACAGAUCACCACCAAGCAAGUGGUCAGUGAUGCCAGUGAGCUGCUGGGCCUGGAUGCCUUUCAGCUGUCUGAAGUCCUGACUCAACGCUCAAUAAUCCUCAGAGGAGAGGAAAUCUGCUCCCCACUCACUAUAGAGCAGGCCGUGGAUUCCCGAGACUCUGUUGCCAUGGCGUUAUAUUCUCAGUGUUUCUCCUGGAUCAUCCUCAAGAUCAAUCAGAAGAUCAAAGGGAAGGAAAACUUUAAAUCCAUCGGCAUCCUUGACAUAUUUGGCUUUGAAAACUUUGAGGUGAACCGAUUCGAGCAGUUCAACAUCAACUACGCCAACGAGAAACUUCAGGAGUACUUCAACAAGCACAUCUUCUCCCUGGAGCAGCUGGAGUACAACAGGGAAGGAGUCCAGUGGGACGCCAUAGACUGGAUGGACAAUGCAGAGUGUCUUGACCUUAUCGAGAAGAAACUGGGCUUAUUGGCUCUAGUGAAUGAAGAGAGUCGAUUCCCCAAAGGAACUGACUUCACUCUGCUGGAGAAGUUGCACAGCAGACACUCUACAAACCCUUACUAUGUCAAACCCAGACUUGCUGACCAUCAGUUUGGCAUCAAACAUUAUGCCGGCGAGGUCCUGUAUGAUGUUAGAGGGAUCCUGGAGAAGAACAGAGACACCUUCAGAGACGACAUCCUAAACAUGCUCAAGGACAGCAGACUGGACUUCAUCUAUGACUUGUUUGAGAAGGUCGGCAGCAGGAACAAUGAGGAGAAGAUGGGAACAGCCAGACGCAAACCUACCGUGAGCUCCCAGUUCAGGGACUCCCUUCACGCUCUCAUGGCCACUCUGAGUGUGUCCAACCCUUUCUUCAUUCGCUGCAUUAAGCCCAACAUGGAAAAGAAUCCAAAUGUGUUUGACCCAGAGGUCGUCCUGAACCAGCUGAGGUACUCUGGGAUGUUGGAGACGGUGAAGAUCCGUCGAGCUGGGUUCCCUGUCCGCAGGACUUUUAAAGAUUUCUUCUCUCGGUAUAAGAUUAUUCUGAAAGAGAAAGUACCAGCUGCAGGAGCAGAUGAUAAGAAAAGAAGCACUGAUCUUCUAACCAAAUAUGAUAAGACCAAGAAAGAAUGGCAGCUUGGCAAGACCAAGGUGUUUAUGAAAGAGUCUCUGGAGCACCGCUUAGAGAAAGACAGGGAUGAAGUCCGACGCCAAGCUGCCAUGAUAAUUCGAGCCCACCUACUCACUUUCUCUGCCAAGAAGCACUUCAAGCGUGUACGUGCCAGUGUUGUCACCCUCCAGAAACACCUGAGAAGGCACCUCCAACGCAGACGGUUCGUGAAGCAGCGUAAGGCAGUGCUGGUGCUGCAGCGACACAGACGAGGCCAAGUGGCACGCACUCAAGUCCGUAAACUCAAAGAGGAGAAGAAGAAAAAGGAGGAAGAGCAGAAGAAGAAAGAGGAGGAGGAGAACGGGGCGUUGGGCAAAGAGGAGCAGGAGGAAGUGAAUGAAGGAGAUGAGAAGAAGGAUGAGGCCCGGCAGAUGGAGGAGAUCCUGCAGUUGGAGAGAGAGAUUGAACGCCUGCAGAAGAAGAGAGAGGAUGAGGUGUCCCAGCUGUGCGAGUCCUCCAAACAGGAGCUGCAGCUGCGCCGGGACGCUGAGCUCAAACGCAUGAAGAAGGAGGCGUCCCGCAAAGCCACAGAGCUCAUUGACCUUCUGAACUUCGGAGGCGUGGAUCCUUCGCAGGGAGCAGUCGCAAUCGCAGUUGCAGCUAAACCUGCUGCAGACGUGAAAGCCCCGAAAGCUGCGAGUGCCACCAGGAGUGCGUCCAAAGAAGACGAGGUAGACGAGGGGUUUCAUGCUGAGGAGGAGUGCAUCCCUCUCCCUGACUUCCCUCCUCCUGCUGAGACAGACGCUCCUUUGGACCAGGACAUAUUUGCUCACCUCCCCCCUCCCCCACCAGCUUUUGCAGAGGGGACGGUGCCUCCUGCACCACCCCCUCCACCUCCUCUGCCCACAGAUGGUGUGUCUGUUGGAAUUCCUCCCCCUCCUCCUCUCCCUCCACCUGGAGAUGUCUCCACUGCCCCUCCACCUCCACCUCCUCCACCACCUCCCCCUCACCCAGGAGAGGGGGAGAAGAAAGAGGAAGCUAAAGUGGAGCCAGAGAGGAAGGUUAGCAUGGUUGAGAGCCUGGUGGAUAGCGAGGAGCCAAUCUACAGCAUGCCCGCUGACACCGAGUCGGAUUACGACCAGGAGGAAGAGGAGGGGUCGGUCACCGCUGGAGACGACAGCUCCGUGUCGGGGAGCAACCGCGGCAGUGCCGCCGUGACGGACGAAGAACACCCGAGGAAGUCCACCUGCACCAAUGCCAGCAUCGAAUCCUACAGAGGCAGCUCUGACUCUUAUGCAGACAGUGACGAUGAGCAUGAUGGCAUGAUGGACACCGAUGAAGAAGUUACUAAUGGCAGGGUGACCUUGUUUAAUGGCAAUGGACCGCCAUAUUUCCACGGCUACCUCUACAUGAAGGCUGGUCUGAUGAUCCCAUGGAGAAGGCGUUGGUGUGUGUUGAAGGAUGAGACCUUCAUGUGGUUCCGGUCCAAACAAGAAUCUCUCAAGUCUGGCUGGCUCUACAAGAAGGGAGGAGGGCUGUCCACUCUGUCACGGAGGUUGAACUGGAAGAUGCGCUGGUUUGUACUGAGGGACAGCAAGCUGAUGUACUACGACAACGACAGCGAGGAGAAGCUGAAGGGAACCAUCGACAUCCGAGCUGCCAAGGAGAUCGUGGAUAAUCAUGAAAAGGAGAAUGCACUGAACAUUGUGACAGAUGAGAGGACCUAUCAGGUGUUUGCUGAGUCACCAGAAGAUGCAAGUGGGUGGUUUAAUGUGCUCAGUAAGGUGCGUGUGUGCACUCCUGAGCAGCUGCUGGAGAUGUCCCAUGAACAGGCCAACCCGAAGAACGCCGUGGGAACGCUUGACGUAGGGCUGAUCGAUUCCGUUUGUGCUUCAGACAACCCUGAUCGGCCCAAUUCCUUUGUCAUCAUUACGGCCAACCGUGUGAUCCACUGCAACAGCGACACACCGGAGGAGAUGCAUCACUGGAUCAGUCUGUUGCAGAAGCCCAAAGGAGACGCCAGGAUCGACGGCCAGGAGUUCCUGGUCAGAGGCUGGCUCCAAAAGGAGAUGAAGACGAAUGCCAAGAGCACCUCCCUGAAGCUGAAGAAGCGCUGGUUUGUUUUGACCCACAACUCCCUGGAUUACUACAAGAGCUCAGAACGAAACUCCUCCAAGAUGGGAACUCUGGUCCUUAACUCCCUCUGCUCCAUCAUUCAGCCGGAUGAACGAGUGCACAAAGAGACAGGUUACUGGAACAUCAUCGUAUAUGGGAGGAAACACUCCUACCGCCUCUAUACCAAGAUGCUGAACGAGGCCAUGAGGUGGACAGCCGCCAUACAGGGAGUCAUAGACAGCAAGACUCCCAUAGAAACUCCAACUCUGCAGCUCAUCAGAGACAUCAAGGAGAACAGUGUGAACCCAGACAUCGUGGAGCAAAUGUACAGAAGGAACCCCAUCCUCAGAUACACUCAGCAUCCCCUGCACUCCCCUCUACUGCCGCUCCCUUAUGGAGAGGUCACCAGCCUACAAAGGCAACAGGGCUAUGCCAGUCUGCAGGAUGAGGCGGUGCGAGUUUUCAACUCACUGCAAGAGAUGGAGACUCUGGCAGACACGGUGCCCAUCAUCCAGGGCAUCCUGCAGACCUGCCAGGACCUGCGCCCUCUCAGGGAUGAGGUAUACUGUCAGGUGAUAAAGCAGACCAAUCAUGUGCCUCAGCCUAACAGCCCAGCCAAUCGGGCCCACUGGCAUCUGCUCACCUGUAUGAGCUGCACCUUCCUGCCCAGCCGAGCCAUCCUCAGAUACCUCCGCUUCCACCUCAAAAGGGUAAGGGAGCGAUUUCCCGGCACAGAAAUCGAGCGCUACGCCAGUUUCAUCGGGGAAUCCCUGAAGAAGACCAAGACUCGUGAGUUUGUUCCCUCCCAAGAGGAGAUCGCCGCCCUGCUGGUGAGACAGGAAAUGAGCACCACAGUCUACUGCCAUGGAGGAGGCUCCUGCAAGAUCUCCAUUAAUUCACACACCACAGCUGGAGAGGUUGUGGAGAAAUUGAUCAGAGGUUUGGCCAUGGAGGAAAGCAAGAACCUGUUCUCGCUGUUCGAACACAACGCCUUCACAGACCGAGCUUUGGAGAGCAGAGUGAUUGUAGCAGACGUUUUGGCCAAGUUUGAACGACUGGCAGGCAGUGAAGAAGAGGAAGAGGAAGGAGAAUGGAAACUCUACUUCAAGCUUUACUGUUUCUUGGAUGUUGAGAGCAUGCCAAAGGAAGGAGUGGAGUUUGCUUUCAUGUUUGAGCAGGCACAUGAGUCUCUGAUAAGCGGUCACUUCCCGGCCUCAGAGGAGACUUUGCAGCACUUGGCCGCUUUACGUCUCCAGUAUCUCCAUGGCGAUGGGGCAGGUCGUGCCGGCUGGAGCCUGGGAAGUGUUUAUCCAAUCGGGCGUCUCCGCAAUCGCAUCCUCCACUCCACCAAGCCAGGUGUGGGGGCAGUAGGCGGAGCUGGAGGAGCUGGAGGAGGAGGACCAGGAGACGGGAAGGGCACUGCAGGAGGACAGGGAGGUGUCCCGGUCGGAACAGAGAAACGAAAGACACCAAGCUUCCUGGAUGGCACCCUGAGGAGAAGCUUCAAAACUGGUUCACUGAAGAAGCAGAAGGUGGAGGAGGAGCAGAUGCUGGAGAUGUGGGUGAAGGAGGAGACGUCCGCCACACGGACCAGCGUUCUGGAGAAGUGGACCCGACUGCAGGGCAUGCCUCAGCAUCAGGCCAUGCUUAAGUAUAUGAGCAUUAUCAAGGAGUGGCCCGGAUACGGCUCGACGCUGUUUGACGUGGAGUGUAAAGAGGGCGGUUUUCCUCAUGAUCUGUGGCUGGGUGUGAGCGCUGACAACGUGUCAGUGUAUAAACGAGGUGAACCUAAGCCGCUGGAGACCUUCCAGUACGAACACAUAACCUUCUUUGGGGCUUCGCAGCUCUGCACCUACAAGAUCAUCGUGGAUGAAAGGGAGAUGUUCUUCGAGACGCCACUGGUCGGGGAGAUCACCAAGAUCAUGAGGGCUUACAUUAACAUGAUGGUGAAGAAACGCUGCAGCAUCAUGUCAGUGACCAGCGUCGCCAGUUCCUGGGUCAGGUGAUUGCCACCAACCAGUUAGAGCCCUCGGUUCAUCCAGUGGCAAGAGAUGCCUCAGCCCCCCUUGCAUCGGUUGGUCGGUUUUGAUGGAGGCAGUCACACCAAACAGCUAAUCCUCAAGGUUUAAUCAAAGGGUGGCGGAUGAGCGUCUGUGAUUUUAACGGAGAAAAAGCAAGACAGAAGUGGACACAGAAGGCAAACGCACACUCUACUGGCCUGGGUUUCACUUGGGAUAAGGCAUCUCUUUAGAUAAGAGCAUGACAAAGAAAAACAACCUGUAUUUAGGGACGGUCUUUUCAAACACAUUACCCUUCACUCUCUCCAGUUGUAGUCCUGCAUGUAGAUGUUCAAGCACACUCCAAACUUCUUUCCGCUUUCCUUUUCCGGACAAAACUCACUAAUAACAAGCACAACUCAGCCACCCGGUCCCAGUCUGUCCCGGUGGAGACAGACACCCUCCUCCCCCCAGUGCACUGCCAGAUAGAAGAAAGCCACACUUUCUCAGUUAAAUUUCUUUCUUUCUCACUCCUCCAAUUCCAGGGUCUCUCUCUUUCUCUUCACGUGUCCUCCUCCCUCCUUCUGCAUUUUUCUUUGGUAUUAAGUUAUGAUGCUGAACUCUUGUUUGCUUGCUUUUUCUCCGUUGUUCUCUCUCUCUCUCUCUCUGUUGUUUAUCUGUAACAUCAGCUGUUAUUUCAUCCGUUUGUGACUGAGAAAAAGGACUCAGUGAUGACUCUUCUUCGGGGCUGCUAAAAGGGAAAACAAGCUCCCAUGGCCGACAUCAGUGUUCACUUGCUCACUCGUCAGUGCCACCGUGUGGCCACUAGAAGAAGACGCAGCCAAAGGAAGUGGCUUUAAAUAUUUCUAAACAAUAUCAAACAGAUAUUCUUGAAAAAAAAGAGAAGAAAUUUUUUAAGGCUCUCUGGUCAUGUUUAGUUUGACGUGGAGAGUCUGUGCAUGGCCUCACUUGGCUCUACGAGGGGAACAUUAUCGAACACAAUAGUAUACGUCAAAACAUUCCCUAUCUAUGUCUACAUAUAACACAUGCUAUCUACUGUAUAUUCACAUAAACUGAACCAACAUGUAUUGUUUUGUACUGUAUAUCACACAUUAUAAGAGCUGUUAUUGAAUUUUCAAUGGCCACUGCACUGUACAGCAUAUAGAUUCCAUACUAAAUGCAAUGUGACACUUCUCGUGUAAAAUACAUGCAAGUGAAUGGUGUUAAUAAUGACCACUGUAUGUCUGAAUAUGAUGCCAAUACUGUACAUCAUUCACUGGCUGUGCCAUUAAUGUGACUCACAGAGAAAUAAUAGUUAAUAGUGAAAACCUAAUGAGACAUACCACUAUGGUGGCCAUGUUUUCACAGUGUUUUGAUGAAUUUGUCAUUAUUGCUAUCUGUGGGACUCACUCUGCAGCAUUAAUUGGAGCCAUAAAUUACUGUAUAUCCCUGUCCGCUCAUGCUAUUCUCACUUUUUUUUUCCUUUACUGAAAUCGGUGACUUGAACAAUAAUGCGUAAGAGCUCCAGUUUGCCUGUGUUUCCAGCCUGUUUAUGAACAUGUGACUUUUAUUCCUGAAACUUCUCUUAUUACUGUACCCCCCCCACAAAAUCUGCUAUCUUAACCACCCUGAAGUGCUGUGUCUGGAAUGCUGCUGUGUGUAUGUAUGAGUGUAUUUUAUGGUGUAAUCCAAAAAAGUUGGAAAAGAAAAGGGAAAUGAGGAAAGAGAAGUGAUUCUACUGAGCAUAUUCCUUGGAAACAAGACAUAUUUACAUGACUAACCUUUGCAAAGAAUGAUGUUGUGAUCGUGAGUUAAAGGGAAAAACAUGGGAUUUGAAGGGAGGGUUGAGGGUUGUGGGUUAUUUAUUUCUUGUUGAAAUGUAGGUAUUGCAAGGUGUUUUUUGGGAGGAUAAUGUGUUAAAAAUGUUAUGAUUUUUUUUUCAGUCUCGGUGUAAGAGGAUCAGAAGGGGCACUGUCAGGAUAUGGGCUCAGAGAUGGUUUAAAUGUGCACUGGGAAUGCUGGACAGUCAUCACUGCUUAGUGUGUAUGUGUGUAUGGGUGUGUGUGUGUGUGUGUCUAUGGACUGAAAGUGAAGUCACUGUUCUGUCAAUAUGACCUGAUGACACUGCAGGUAGAUGGCAGCAGCCCUCAUGUACUUCUAGAGGACGAAACUUCACAAAGUGUUUCCCUGCCUCAAACACCCAGUAGGAAUGCUAACGUCCAACUGAUUUAAUUUACCUUAAGUUUCUAAACUAGUUUCUGUGUCAAUAUUAAUUUUAAUAUUUGCCCUGAAAAAAAAUGUCAGAUACUUAAGUGAAGUCAGACUUCUUGAAGUUGAAUUGUCUGCUGUCUAUCUGGAGUGCUACAUACAGGGCCAAAGUGAGGAUUUUAGAAACACUGAGGUCAUGAGUGAAAAUGAGUCAGCGACACCAAAAAUUACAAUUUGGAUUUUAAUUUUCUUAUUUCUGCUCGUUUGUGUUUUCUGAGGAUUGUUUCAUCCCCUCCAACUCGGUCUAAAAAUACUGGAAUUGUCCUGUUAAAGUGUCCACAUGUAGGUUUUCACUUUACUGCCCAAAAGCACAUGACCUCAGUGUCUUUAAUGGUCGCUACAGCCCUGGCUGCAUACACACAACCCACUGGGAUCCUGCCUAUAGAAUUAGAAUAAGCAGAACUCACUCACAGGUUCCAGUUUGAACUUUUCUUUGUUUGUUUGUUUGUUUGUUUUUUUUUAGUUUUGGCUAAAAUGAGAGGAGAGCCUGGAGAAAGUAACCCAUAAGCCAUAAUUAACAAGGAACCCAGAGCUGCGUGUUCUAGCUAUUCUAUUUCUACGGUUCUGUCUGUCACUGAUAUUACACUGAGUAGGAAGAAGUUGCCCCAUAGUUGCUGAAAUGUGAUCGGUGUGUUUAUUAAAGACAGCAAUGACUUAAAGUUAGGUUCUGCAGUUUCUGAUCACAAGUCUGUUCCAAGGGCAACUUCGUCACAGAGGGUCCUGUUAUCAGCCGCAGGCGGCCAGAGUGGGGCCCGUUCUUAUCUUAUGCUUAUUUAUCAUCAUUAUGUAGUAAAACAAAUUGUGCUUGUUGGGAAAAAAAAGAGAAAGAGAGAGAUAUGUGUGUUGUUCUUUUUUAUUUGUAACUGGCUUUACAAAAUUAUGCUUUAAUAAAUUAUUGGAAUUAUUGUCCUCUA
This is a messenger RNA of Scatophagus argus, 9924 nucleotides long. RefSeq names its product myosin X, like 1 (gene myo10l1). Gene Ontology annotation, molecular function: cytoskeletal motor activity; protein binding; ATP binding. The transcript has 43 exons. Lineage: Eukaryota; Metazoa; Chordata; Actinopteri; Scatophagidae. Gene Ontology annotation, biological process: signal transduction. The record is from RefSeq and is a predicted model, not a curated record. Gene Ontology annotation, cellular component: myosin complex; cytoskeleton. The coding region runs from base 500 to 6751 and encodes 2083 amino acids.